UUUGUUGCGAGUUCGCUAUCACGACCAGACAGCCGCCUUAAACUGCGCAAACAGUUCGCCGAGCUCUCGCAGUCUCGACUCGUUCGCGCCGCGGGCUCGAGGGAGGCGGUUGUAAUCAUUAUAAUAAAAUAUAUAAUCGCUUGCAAAAAAAAGUUAUUAAAAACUUAUCUAUUUAGUUGAAUAAUAAAGUGUCGCGAUGACCCCGCCGGCGUGGUCGGACGCGGAGGAAGGCGCGUCGCUGUCGGGCAGCCGGGGCGGCGGGCGCGGCGGGCGCUGGCGGCGGCGGCUGGCGCGGCGGCUGCCCGUGCUGCGCUGGGCGCGCCGCUACGACCGGCUGGCGGCCGCCGCCGACCUCGUGGCCGGCGUCACGCUCGGCCUGAUGCUGGUGCCGCAGAGCAUCGCCUACGCCGCGCUGGCCGAGCGCCCCGUCCAGUACGGCCUCUACUCCUCUUUCAUGGGCACGAUGCUGUACACGUGCCUGGGCACGGUGAAGGAGGUGUCGAUCGGGCCCACCAGCCUCAUGGCGCUGCUGACGCUGCAGACCUGCCGCGCCCUGCCCGUGCAGUACAUGGUGCUGCUGACCUUCCUCUCCGGCUGCGUCGUCAUGCUCAUGGCCUUGCUGCGGCUUGGUGGGCUGGUGGAGCUGAUCUCGCCGAGCGUGACGAGCGGGUUCACGUCGGCGACGGCGGUGAUCAUCGCGGUGUCGCAGCUCAAGGGGCUGCUCGGGCUGCGCUUCCACGCGGAGUCGCUGUGGGAGAACGCGGCCGCCAUCUGGGCGCGCCGCCGCCAGCUCAGCUACCCGGACCUCGCGCUCGGCCUGCUUUGCUGCGCCGCGCUGCUUCUGCUCAGGAAACUGAAGGACGUGAAGGUGAGCGAGAAGCGCGCGGCGCUGCGCAGGAGUCUGUGGUUGGUGUCGAUCGCGCGCAACGCGCUCGUGGUGCUCGCCGCCUCCGUGUUCGCGUACGUGCGGCCUGUCGUGCGGCUCUCUGGAGUGGUGGAGCCCGGGCUGCCGGCGCUGCGGCUGCCGGCCUUCAGCGUGAGCGCGGGGAACGCCACCGCGGGCUUCGGCGACAUGGUGCGCGAGCUGGGCGCCGGCGUGCUCAUGGUGCCCGUGGUCAUGGUGCUCGCCAACAUCGCCAUCGCCAAGGCUUUCACGGCUGGCGGCCGGGUGGACGCCUCGCAGGAGAUGCUGACGCUGGGGCUGUGCAACGUGGCGGGCUCGCUGGUGGGGGCCAUGCCCAGCUGCGGCGCCUUCACGCGCUCCGCCGUGUCGCACUCGUCCGGCGUGCGCUCGCCCGCCGCCGGCCUCUACGCCGGCGUGAUCACGCUGCUGGCGCUAGCGUUCAUGACGGAGUGGUUCUGCUACAUCCCCACCGCCUGCCUCUCCGCCGUGCUCAUCUGCGCAGUCAUCUUCAUGAUCGACUUGGGCACAGUUAAAACGUUGUGGCGCGAGAGUAAGUCGGAGCUGGUGGUGUUGAGCGUGACUUUCGUGGUGGGGGUCACCAGAGCGGUGGAGCUGAGCGUGCUGGCGGGCACGCUGACCAGCCUGGCGCUGCUGGUGCGGGCGCUGGCGCGGGCGCCCGUCGCCGUCAGCGUGGACAAGGGCGGCGCGGUGGUGGUGACGCCGCCGGGCGCGCUGCUGUACGUGAACGCGGAGCGCGUGUGUGCGCGCGCGCAGGCGGCCGCCCGCCGCGGCGCGCCGCUGCGGCUCGACUGCCGCCGCGUGGCGCUGCUGGACCACACCGGCGCACAGGCAUUGCACCGGCUGAGAGCGACGCUGUCGGCGCGCGGGCAGCAGCUGGUGGUGGAGGGCGCGCGGGGGGAGGUGGCGCGGCGGCUGGCCCCCCGCCACCCCCGCCACUCCGACACCGCCGACAUUUCCGACGCAGAUAAAUGAGUUCCGUUCACAUUACACAUUUGCGGAGUAAAACCAUUAAUUGGUCGUCACUAGAUGUUUCAGUGUCGAUGCCUAACAUUAAUUACCUAUAUAAAAUAUUUAGUUUGUAACUUUGUAAAUAGCAUAAUUUAAAAAGUAAAGUAAAUCUUUUUUAUUAUUA
This is a messenger RNA of Amyelois transitella, 2057 nucleotides long. Its product is annotated as sodium-independent sulfate anion transporter. Gene Ontology annotation, molecular function: sulfate transmembrane transporter activity. The record is from RefSeq and is a predicted model, not a curated record. Gene Ontology annotation, cellular component: membrane. Gene Ontology annotation, biological process: transmembrane transport. NCBI's taxonomy places the organism in Eukaryota, Metazoa, Arthropoda, Insecta, Lepidoptera, Pyralidae. The transcript has 10 exons. The coding region runs from base 197 to 1897 and encodes 566 amino acids.